Acanthochromis polyacanthus (spiny chromis) is the source of this 2355-nucleotide messenger RNA. RefSeq names its product tripartite motif-containing protein 16-like. The transcript is spliced from 2 exons. Gene Ontology annotation, molecular function: zinc ion binding; protein binding. Lineage: Eukaryota; Metazoa; Chordata; Actinopteri; Pomacentridae. The record is from RefSeq and is a predicted model, not a curated record. Bases 238 to 1908 code for a protein of 556 amino acids.
GCCUUGGGGCUCCAGGAGGAAGUUUAUCCUUUAUUCAAAACAGAAGAGCGCAAUCAGCCAGCUGUGUUUUCUCACCGUUCUUCCCUCGGAAAUCCUCUUUUUCAGAUCUGCACUGUGAGGAUUGGUGGAACCAACGUGGAGUGAAGUGGAAGAGCUGAAAGGCCACAUUGACUGCAGGAUCAAUCGAAUUUGAGUUGGAGGAGAGAGAAACUCAGUCGCUGCUGCUCAGAGGAGAAAAUGGCUCAGGAAGGAGUUCAGCUGGACCAAGAAACCUUCUCUUGUUCCAUCUGUCUGGAUCUACUGAAGGAUCCGGUGACUAUUCCCUGUGGACACAGCUACUGUAUGACGUGUAUUAAUACCCACUGGGAUGGAGAGGACCAGAAGGGAAUCCACAGCUGUCCUCAGUGCAGGAAGACUUUCAGACCGAGGCCUGACCUGGAGAAAAACAUCAUGUUAGCAGCUUUAGUGGAGGAGCUGAAGAAGACUGGACUCCAAGCUGCUCCUGCUGAUCACCAUUAUGCUGGACCUGAAGAUGUGGCCUGUGAUUUCUGCACUGGGAGGAAGAGGAAGGCUGUCAAGUCCUGUUUGGUUUGUUUGGCCUCUUUCUGUGAGAAACACCUUCAGCCUCACUAUGAUGUACCUCCAAUGAAGAAACACCAGCUGGUGGAGCCCUCCAAGAACCUCCAGGAGAACAUCUGCUCUCGUCAUGAUGAGGUGAAGAAGAUGUUCUGUCGUACUGAUCAGCAGUCUAUCUGUUAUCUCUGCUCUGUGGACCAACAUAAAGGCCACGACACAGUCUCAGCUGCAGCAGAAAGGACUGAGAGGCAGAAAGAGCUGGAGGUGAGUCGACUGAACAUCCAGCAGAGAAUCCAGGACAGACAGAAAGAUGUGAAGCUGCUUCAACAGGAGCUGAAGGACAUCAAGGUCUCUGCUGAUAAAACAGUGGAGGACAGUGAGGAGAUGUUCAGAGAGCUGAUCCAUCUGAUCCAGAACAGAAGCUCUGAGGUGGAGCAGCAGAUCAGAUCCCAGCAGGUGAUUGAAGAGAGUCGAGUCAAAGAGCUUCAGGAGAAGCUGGAGCAGGAGAUCAGGGAUCUGGAGAGGAAAGACGCUGAGCUGAAGCAGCUCUCAGAUACACCAGAUCACAGCCAGUUUCUCCACAACUACCCCUCAGUGUCAGCACUCAGUGAGUCCACACACUCAUCCAGCAUCAGCAUCCGUCCUCUGAGACACUUUGAAGACGUGACAGCAGCUGUGUCAGAGCUCAGAGGUAAAGUAGAGGACGUUCUGAAGGACACCUGGACAAACAUCUCACUGACAGUCACUCAGCCAGGUGUUUUAGUGCCAGAACCAGAACCAGAACCAAAGACCAGAGUUGAAUUCUUAAGAUAUUCAUGUGACAUCACUCUGGAUCCAGACACAGCAUUCGUAUGGCUGGUUUUAUCUGAUGGAGACAGAAAAGUAACAGCAGUGAAUCAACAUCAGUAUUAUCCUGAUCAUCCAGACAGAUUCAGUUUUUACCGUCAGGUUCUGAGCAGAGAGAGUCUGACUGGACGUUGUUACUGGGAGGUGGAGAUGACAGGGACAGGUCAUGUAGCAGUCGCAUACAAGACUGUCAGCAGAUCAGGAGAUGAAAGUGCAUUUGGGAUGUUUGAUGAUUCCUGGUCAUUAGACUCUUGUAACAACAGUUUUGAGUUCAUGCAUGAUGGCAUCCAAACUCCUGUCUCAGGUCCUUGGUCCUCCAGAAUAGGAGUUUAUCUGGAUCACAAUGCAGGUAUUCUGUCCUUCUUCAGCGUCUCUGAAACCAUGACUCUCCUCCACACAGUCCAGACCACAUUCACUGAGCCGCUACAUGCUGGAAUCUGGCUUUUUUUUAAUGGAGACACUGCUGAGAUCCUGAAACUGAAAUAAACUUACAUCUGUCACAGUUCAGGGGUUGAAAUCAGAGAUUGAGCUCAUCAUGACUUUUAUUCUAAACAUGAAAAUAUCAGCUUCUCUGUGCUCUGAAUGUUUGAACUUUUGUAUGGAUCUGUUUGUUUGCUGCAGUUUUUCUUCUUCAUGAACCUCAGCAGAGAAAUCAGCAGACCUUCUUCUUCCACAGAGAUUUUAUUCUCACCACUUUGUAAAUGUGUGAAGAAAUGUAGGAUUGCAUUUGUUUUGAAUGAUUAAAAUGAUUAAAUGAUCUACAGCUGAUGCAAUUUAAACCUGUUAUUCUGUUUGUUAUUGACGAGGAAAUCACUGAUUAACUGAAGUUCUGGGUUUAUUUUUACUGAAUUUUUCAUCUUUUUUUGUUUUUAAGUGUUUGGUGUGUGAAUAAACUGCUGGUUUUAAUCAUGAAUAAAGCUAAUUGGAUCUUUU